AACCAUUGUGACACCAUCACCGGGAAGCAAAGGUCACAAUGGACAGCGCGGACACGGUCCCAGGGACAGCAGGAGCACAGGGAGUCUGAAGGCCCCGGCCUGCCCCUAAGCCCAACACUCCUAGCUCCCUCAGCACCCCGAGCACGUGCCUGGCGAGCAGAAAGGAGUCAAAGGCAGCCUUGUGCCCGGCGGCCGCAGACUCGGUCCGCGUCCCCGCCGCCCGCGAUGGCCGCGAGCGCCCUCCCGCCGUGCCCGGCGUCCCGGAUGGACUUUCUCAAGGCCUCGCACUUCGCGCUGGGGCCGGACCCGCGGCUGCACCGGGGCGCCCAGCUAUCCACAUCCCACCGGGACUUCCCCGCCCACGGCCCCGCCAGGCGGGGGCAGCAGAUCCCGCAGCCGCCGAGCGCGCGGCUCUUGCAACAGGACCAGCGCGGGACGGCCGAGGAGCGCGUGUCGGAGGCGCGCCGCGGCUGGCCCGAGGUGCGGGCGCGCGCCGGGGAGCGGGUCGGCGGCGCGCGCCUCAUCUUCGACCUCGACUCGGUGCCGCCCGGCGACAGGGACAAACUGCGCAUGCCCCUCACCACGUACCGCACGUUGUUUCCGCCCCACGACGCGUGCCCGCAGCCCCGCGCUCGCAGCUGCCAUCUGGAAGCCUCCAAUACCCUCAGUUGGGACUACAAGGAGCAGAAAGAGACCUCCUACAAGAGCCAGUUCCAGGCCCUGCCAGGCCUUCCUGCCUUGAUGUGUAAGAGGGCAGCCUCUUCCGUGCACCUGGGAGAUUCCAAAAUUGGCUACAGCUCAGUGUGCUCAGAGCUGAAACAGGCCCACACACCCCAAGGGCUCCCCCCAGACAGGUACGACAAAGCCCAGGCGGCAGCCCGCAUACACUGUGUGAGCGUUCUGCCCGGAGAUGGCCUCUUCCACGACAGGACCACGGUGACCCAGCACUUCUAUGCGCGGGAGCCAGAGCCUUUCCUCCUGCACCAUGAUCAGACUCCAAAAUCGCACAUCCUGGGAGGAAACAGCUGUCCCGGCCCCGGAAGCUUUGUGACCUCCACGCAGGAUUUCUACAGCCAGCCACCGCCUGUGACCGAGCCACCCAGCCGCAACGUGGCCCAUGAGAAAUUACAAGAUCACGUGACCAUGGGAGAGCCAAAGCUGCUUGGACACUUCUUCCGAACCACCACGCGCUCGGCCUACUGUGCCCCAGACAGGGGGCAACCACAGAAGGCACCCAACCUCCACUUGUUGCGGAGCGACCUGCGGCAGGGCGGGGGCGAACUGGAAUUUUCAACAACAAACCGGAGGAUGCUGAAGCCGCACGGAACAGCAAAAGCGCAGGUCACUGAGGAGCUGCUGCGAAGGUGCAAGUACAGCCACGUGGAGUUCCCGCUGGGGCGGCAGCGUUUCUUCUCCACCCACUACAAGGAAGCGUUUCCCUGCAAGUACCAGGGCCCCGCAGUACUGAGAAUAAGCAACGCCCAGGAGAGCUACGUGCCGCUGGGCACGCCUCGCCAGCGGGGCUGCCCGAGAGCGGUGGUAGACCCCCAGGCCCCGCAGCUCCCAAUGUACCCUUGCCCCAGCCAGCAAUAAAUGUCACUUGCCUUCA
This is a messenger RNA of Chinchilla lanigera (long-tailed chinchilla), 1609 nucleotides long. It is a transcript of the gene Saxo5, whose product is annotated as chromosome unknown open reading frame, human C19orf45. The record is from RefSeq and is a predicted model, not a curated record. Lineage: Eukaryota; Metazoa; Chordata; Mammalia; Rodentia; Chinchillidae.